CACACAUUGAAGUAUUUGUGUCCAUCAAAACAUUAUCAUGAUAGUUAUUUCUCACCUCCAUUGUUACAAUGAUUGUUUGGUUAUUCAGAAUUUGCCAUGCAUCUCUUAUUUUCAUAUCCUUACGAUAAAUCUUCAGUAUCAAUCACAUGUUUUACCCUGGACUAGUUGUUUAACGUCUUUACUGCAAAAUGUCAGAUGUCGCGAAGGUAUGAUAGCCGUACAACGAUCUUCUCCCCAGAAGGUCGUCUCUACCAGGUUGAGUAUGCAAUGGAGGCCAUUGGAAAUGCAGGUUCUGCCAUAGGCAUAUUGUCCAAAGAUGGGGUUGUGUUGAUAGGUGAAAAGAAAGUCACUUCCAAGCUCCUUCAAAGCUCAACAUCACCUGAGAAGAUGUACAAGAUUGAUGACCAUGUAGCAUGUGCUGUGGCUGGAAUAAUGUCUGAUGCCAACAUUCUUAUCAACACAGCCAGGGUCCAAGCACAGCGCUAUACUUUUGCUUACCAAGAGCCCAUGCCCGUUGAGCAGCUAGUCCAGUCUCUAUGUGACACGAAACAAGGCUACACGCAGUUUGGUGGACUCCGUCCAUUUGGUGUUUCGUUUCUGUUUGCUGGCUGGGAUAAAAAUUAUGGCUUCCAGCUUUACAUGAGUGACCCAAGCGGAAACUAUGGUGGCUGGAAGGCUGCAGCCAUUGGAGCAAACAAUCAGGCGUCUCAAUCAAUGCUUAAGCAGGACUACAAGGAUGAUAUGACAAGAGAAGAGGCGGUACAACUUGCACUUAAGGUGCUCAGUAAGACAAUGGACAGCACAAGUCUUACUUCAGAGAAGCUUGAACUGUCUGAAGUAUUCCUCUCUUCUGGUAAAGUGAAGUAUCAGGUGUGCUCUCCAGAAGCCCUGAGCAAGUUGUUAGUGAAAUUUGGUAUGACCCAACCAGCCCCUGAGGCUUCUUAAAACUCAAAAUAUUCUCCUGAAGUUUCCAGACUUAUUUGUGGUAGGUUAAGUUGUGUGCUUCAUUUUGUAAGUUCUGUCAAAAACUAGCGAUGGAUUUUUUUCCCAAUGGGAUUGCUUUCUAUGUUGAAAACAAUAUAUUCCUUUGUUCAUGCAUAGGGGCUGGUUUCUAUGAGCUACGUGGUAAUAAUCACAAAUCUGUGGAUCAUCUGUUUUCCCCAUUACCCUGUUGCUAUAUCUCUGUGGAUCCAAUUGUUUUCAGUGGCAGGGUUGAGUUGGACUGCUCCUAGAGCCUUCUCCACCAUGUUUGUUGAGACCUAUAAUGGUUUUCGGAGAAGCAAAAAAAAUCAUUAUGGAAUGUGGAAUUCUAGCAAUUAUGUCGACUCUUUGGUUGGAGAGAAAUGUAGAAUUUAUUGUCAAUAAAUGUAAAGUGGUG
This is a messenger RNA of Ilex paraguariensis (yerba mate), 1378 nucleotides long. Lineage: Eukaryota; Viridiplantae; Streptophyta; Magnoliopsida; Aquifoliales; Aquifoliaceae. The record is from the annotation of a GenBank genome assembly.